AUGCUGGGUAUUCUGCUUAUAGCAAUUGUAUCUGGUUGCAGUGCAAUCCAUCCCAUUCUUUCGGCACUACUUGGAAUAAUAUUAAUAAAAGUGGCCACAGUAAGGUACUGUCACAUAAUAACAUUUUUCUUUAUGUUCGGAUAUUUAUUUUUCUUCCGACUAGCAGAUAAAUUUGGUCUGCCACUUUCGUCUGGUCAGACAAACUUAAUAGAAAUGAUUAUAGUAUUAAGAGUUGUUGGAGUGGCAUUUGAAAUCAAUGGUUCCUGGCUAGCAGUUGGAGAAGGAAAGAAAAAUGAGAAUGUAAAUAAAUCUGAAUCAAAAGGAGUAAAAGAAAGGGAUGAUGAUUUUCUUGAAAUAAUAAACCCUAGUUUUGUUGAUUUAUUUCAUUAUUCUUUUAACUAUAUUGGGUUGCUCACAGGUCCAUACUAUAGAUACAGAACGUUUGAUGAUUACUUUCAUUUGCCCUUCAGCAAGUAUGUUGAUUGUACUGGUUUUACAAUCAACACAUUAACAAAAGUACCUGUAUAUGUAUCAUUAUAUUUGGCAUUAUCCAAUGUUUGGCCUUUAGAGUACAUCCUUUCUGAAGAUCAUAAUAAUAGAAGCUUCCUCUACAGAAUGUUAUAUCCUUGGGCUCUCUUUGCUGCAUUUAGGCAACGCAUUUAUUCCGGUAUGACAUUGGCUGAGAGUGUUUGUACUUCGACGGGGCUUGGCGCUUAUCCUGUAGAAGGAAGGAACAGAACUGGCCACGGUCCAACAGUAAGAUAUUUGAAAUUGAAACAAAUGUCUGAAGAGGAGGCAAAAGUGUCUCUGUACGAUUUUAAUACCGUGGAAUCAAUGGAAGUAUGGGGUUGUGAGACAGUUGUAACAUUACGUGACUCAAUGAAAGUUUGGAAUAAAGCUGUGCAGUACUGGGUUGCUAUGGUUGUGUAUAAGAGGUUUCCUGUGAAACCACUAAAGAUACAUGCAGCUUUAUUUGUAUCUGUGAUAUGGCAUGGUUUCCAUGCUGGUUAUUUCUUUUGCAUAUACUUCUGUCCAUUUUACUUAAUGGCAGAGGAUAUAUAUUAUAAACUGUAUUACAAGAACGCCACUGGGAUGGUAAGCAUGACAAAC
Iphiclides podalirius (scarce swallowtail) is the source of this 1110-nucleotide messenger RNA. The record is from the annotation of a GenBank genome assembly. Lineage: Eukaryota; Metazoa; Arthropoda; Insecta; Lepidoptera; Papilionidae.